Cuscuta europaea is the source of this 1847-nucleotide messenger RNA. NCBI's taxonomy places the organism in Eukaryota, Viridiplantae, Streptophyta, Magnoliopsida, Solanales, Convolvulaceae. The record is from the annotation of a GenBank genome assembly.
CGGAGCUGUAUGAAAGUCUAAUUAAACCUCAUCCAGGUGUAAUGGGGGAUCCUCUGUCUUUGAACCCACAUGUCGUGGGCGGAACAUUUCUGUCCUCUGGAUUUUAAUCGGAUGAUUCUGGUCCACAAUUUGGCUUUAAAUCGGACAGCUAAACUGGGCAUCCAUCCAACCCAUAUACCCGAACUCUAUUAUAAUUGGUAAAAGUGAAGUCAUAAUUGGGUUUCCAAAGUCUUUUCUGUAAUUAUGGAACACAGAGUUUUCUCUGCUCAUCUUCUUCAUCCCAUAUAAACCCUUCUUUCUGACCUCUUCUUCUGACUAUUCUUAAAUCUCUCCUUUUCUUUCUGAUAAAUUAAAUCAUCUUCUGCCCUUUUAUAUUUUUGGGCAUUAGGAUGAUAGCCAAGCAGCACCAUUCUUCCCAUUUUCCUUCUCCUUCUUGUUUCCGGCCUAGUAAUUCCGCCGCCUCCGGCGGCGGCGGGGGGAGCCGGUCAUCGAAAGUGGCACCGCCGAUUCCGGCGGCUCCCACGCUUGCUACCUCCCUUUACCACACUGAUUUGGGCAUCAUUGCCGUCACAUGGUCCCGCAGCAUGCUGGGUCGGUCCUUCCACCUCCAUUUCUCUCUCGACGAUCCUCCGCCCGACGCGGCGGAGGAUGAUGACGGGGUCAGUACGCCGGCGGUUGCUUCUCUCUCCGCCACUCCGUCGUUCCACCUCCACAUCAAGCCCUUCGUCUUCUGGAAAAAGCAGGGAUCUAAACGGCUUCAAAUCAGCUGCGGCGGAAAAAUCAGGAAUGGGCACAUAUUCUGGGAUCUUUCGAGAGCGAAGUUUGGAUCCGGGCCCGAGCCCAGAUCCGGAUUCUUCAUCGCCGUCAUCAUCGACGGCGAAAUCGUCCUCCUCGUCGGAGAUUCACAAAAAGAAGCGUAUUCCAAAACCCGGGCGCGAAUCCCGGGUGAAGGGGCCGGCCCGGAUCAAACCAUGGUGCUGAAGAGAGAACACGUCUACGGCAGCAAACUGUACGUCACGGAGGCCACCAUCGGCGGGAAACACCGGAACAUUUGCAUCGAGUGCCGGAUCUCCGGCGACGACCCGAGGCUCUAUUUCUACGUGGAAAACAAAAGGGUCCUUCAAAUUAAGCAUUUAAAGUGGAAAUUCAGAGGGAACGAGAGAAUCGUCAUCGACGGUUUCCCGAUCCACAUCUCCUGGGACGUCCACAACUGGUUAUUCGAGGACGACGACGACGGCUACGCUCUGUUCAUGUUCAAAUUCGAGAACGAGAGCUUCGAAGACGGCGGCGGAGACCAUUCACGAGCCGGGAAAGCGGUGAAAAGCUGCGGAUUCGGGUUCGAGACGAAAAUGAUGAAGAAGGGGUUGUUGAGGACGGCGAGAAGUUCGUCGUCGACUUCUCUGUCGUCGGCGUCGUCCAGCUGUAGUUCGGUGAUAGAGUGGGCCAGCACGGAAGAGAACGAGCUGAAGGGCCCCACUGGAUUCUCUUUACUGGUGUAUGCUUGGAAAAGUUAAAUUAUUUGUGUUUAUCGAAAAUUCAAAAAUCAAUUCUUUUUUGCUUUAAAUUUUCAGUCUUGAUUUACGAGUAAACGAAAAUCAAAAGUUACCCAUUCUUUGCAAAUACUUCGUAUAAGGUUGAUCACGUCGUACCUUUCUCAUUAUAAAUUCAAUGGAAUUAUAAAAUAUUUAUGAUAUGGAUCUAGUUUCUUCUAAAUUUGUGAAGUAGAAUUUAUUGAAAUGAAUUUCAUAUGUAUUAAAAUAACUAUAAGUAUUGUACUUGAAAGAAAUAUACACACUAUGAAUUAUUAUGUACAUCAUAUUACCAAUUGCUUAUUUAUAGAUCAAGUU